Spinacia oleracea (spinach) is the source of this 853-nucleotide messenger RNA. Its product is annotated as putative germin-like protein 2-1. The record is from RefSeq and is a predicted model, not a curated record. Gene Ontology annotation, molecular function: manganese ion binding. Lineage: Eukaryota; Viridiplantae; Streptophyta; Magnoliopsida; Caryophyllales; Amaranthaceae. The coding region runs from base 1 to 774 and encodes 257 amino acids. The transcript is spliced from 2 exons.
AUGGAGAAGAAUAAUAUGAAUGCAAUCAGACUUAACACUGCAGGUUUGUGGAUGGUGUUUGCAAUAAUAAUGAGCUUUAUUAGUCAUUUUGAAGUUGCCGAUGCAUCUGAUCCAUCUCCUCUUCAGGAUUUUUGUGUGGCUGUUGACGACCCUUAUUCCGCAGUUAUUGUGAAUGGGAGGUUUUGCAAGAAUCCAAAAGAUGUGAAAAUUGAAGAUUUGGUGUACAAAGGGUUUAACAUACCCGGAGACACAAACAACACACAAGGAGCAGAAGCCACACUAGUGGAUGUGAAUAGGUUCUCAGCACUUAACACACUUGGUGUAUCAAUGGCUCGCAUAGACUUUGGCCCCUUUGGCCUAAACACCAUUCAUUCACAUCCCCGUAGCUCAGAGAUCUUCGCCGUACUAGAAGGAACUCUCUAUGUAGGCAUUGUUACCACAGAUUACAAGCUCUAUGACACGGUGUUGAGAAAGGGUGAUAUGAUUGUUUUCCCACAAGGUCUAAUCCAUUUCCAACUUAAUCUUGGGAAAACAAAUGCUUUUGCUAUUGCCUCUUUUGGAAGCCAAAAUCCUGGACGUAUUAACGUUGUUGAUGGUUUGUUUGGAACUAUGCCUCGGAUUUUGGAUGAUGUUCUUACCAAGGCCUUUCAGGUGGAUGACACACUGAUUGAACGGCUCCGUUCCCAGUUUUCCAGGCAAAAUUUAUCAAUCAACACUACCGGAAGAUCAAUUCUUCAGUUGUUCGCUCAAACUACAAAUGAUUGUACCAAUUGAUUUCGUCGCUACUUAACAAAUAAUCAAGAUGAAUCUUAUUGUCAAACUAUAAUUUCACUUGCCGUUUAGAUUCUUUUUC